AUGAACCCGGGCAUGUGGCAGUAUAUCUCCAUUCUGAAGAUCGAGCGCGUGGAGAAUGGAAUGCAAGAAGAUGGCAGCGCAGAACCUUAUUACAAGGCCUUGCAGAGGGGUAUCGAGAAUCAGGGGGUGUCCUUCGUGCCAGGUCUCCAUACACGCUGGGUUUUUCAUGGUUCCAGCGCAGUAGAAUCCAUCGUCUCCAAUCCCAUCUCAGGCUUCCAGCCGCUGAUGUCGGGCACGCGGGGCAAUGCCCUCUGGGGCCCUGGGACCUAUUUCGCACGCGAUGCUAAGUACGUUUACGAUGGUGGCUUUUGUGGCCCUUCCAUGGAUGGAAGCAGACAAAUCUUGCUCUGCCUUUUGAUGAAUGGCUUCGUUUGCCUUGGUGAUCCGGAGCACAAAGGGGUGCUACCCUUUCGCCAAGGGCGACACAGGUACAAUGCCUCUGUGGAUAGCCUUUCGAACCCUGAGAUUUUUGUCACGCAGUCGCCUGGCGCUGCAUACCCUGCAUAUGUCAUUACCUUCUCCUGA
This is a messenger RNA of Cladocopium goreaui, 525 nucleotides long. NCBI's taxonomy places the organism in Eukaryota, Dinophyceae, Suessiales, Symbiodiniaceae. The record is from the annotation of a GenBank genome assembly.